AUGCCACCUACUCGUCGUACCUACGGAUACUCAUCCUCUCCCAUGAUCACACUUUCCCACGGCUCUAGGGCGGAUCGAACUGCCGUACCCGUCUCCGCUAUAUCCACUGUACCCACCAUCAUAUGUUCCCCCUUCCGACCCAGAAGUAUAUUCUCAAAAGUUACUUCUUCGGAACCUCGACAUCCCAUCGAGAAAUCUGAAGCGCGUCAAUCAUUCACUAAGGUGGUUCGAGAACGGAUUGGCCUCGUUGGCUCGUUGGGGAUAAUUCGAAGGGUGAUUGAGAUGUCUUUCGGACCGAGAUUCCGCGCUUACUCGGUAGCCAUGAAUUCACGUAGAACAAUCUUGGCAAUGGUGUGGUCAAUGUACGGUAUGAGCAUGGUGGCCAGUGGCUUGAGAAAAAGGAUAGACGAAGAAUUGAUAUCGUUCCCACAUUCCAGGGGCCAGGGGCCAGGGGCUAUGGAGACCAGGAACCAAACGUGA
Tremella mesenterica DSM 1558 is the source of this 480-nucleotide messenger RNA. RefSeq lists its product as uncharacterized. NCBI's taxonomy places the organism in Eukaryota, Fungi, Basidiomycota, Tremellomycetes, Tremellales, Tremellaceae. The coding region runs from base 1 to 480 and encodes 159 amino acids. The record is from RefSeq and is a predicted model, not a curated record. The transcript is spliced from 3 exons.